AUGGAGAGCUAUCAUGGACUUGAGUUCGGUUCAAGAGUAAUAUUAGGUGAUGGAAACUACGGUUUUUGGAAAUCAAAGAUGAAGGCGGUUAUAGGAGGUAUUGAUGUAUAUGCUUGGAAAGCAAUAUUGGAAAAGUGGGAAGAGCCAAAAAUCAAGGAUGAAUCAGGAGUGGAAGUUGCUAAGCCAGAGAAAGACUGGACUAACGACGAAUUGAAGAAAUCAAAAUAUAAUGCCAGAGCACUCUCUGCUAUUCACAAUAAUGUUGGAAGAAACCAGUUUGAACUGAUUCAAGGAUGUGAAACAGCAAAAGAAGCAUGGGAUAUCUUGCAAACUCACUUUGAAGGAACUACUAAGGUGAAAAAUUUAAGGAAAGACAUGUUAGCUUCAAGAUUUGAAAAUCUAAAGAUGGAAAGCUAUGAGUCAAUAUCUGAUUUUAGUUCAAAGAUAAGUUCUUUAGCUCAGGAAGCAUUGACUCUUGGGAAAAAAUACAAAGACAAGAAAUUGGUGAAGAAAUUUCUAAGAUGUCUUCCUACAAGAUUCAUGGCAUACAAGACUGCCUUGAGUGUGUCUCAUAACAUAGAAAAUCUUAGCUUUGGAGAAGUGGUUGGUAUGCUUCAAGCUCAUGAGAUGGAACUGGAAGGUGAGAAUAAACGAGACAUUUUUGCUCUUGAAAGAGAGAAUCACGAAGUAGAAGAAGAAGAUUCGAUUGGUUUGCUGGCUCAGAAGUUUAGUCGAGUGUUGAAAGAAGCAGAACAUGAAUUAGGUCAGAGGAGGUUCAGCUUGAUCAAAAAUAAUCUAGAGAAUGGUGAAGCUGUCAAGAAGACGUACAUGCAAUGUCAUGAGUGCAGAGGAUAUGGACACUAUAAGAAUAAUUGUCCUACAAUCAAAAGAAGAGAAAUAAAAUGUUUUAUGUGCAAAGGUAUUGGAUACACUCAGCUAGAAUGUGGUAAUGAUCAGAAACGUAGAAAAGAAAAGUCUAAACUGAGAGUUGAAGAUGAUUCAAAAGAAGAUAAUGAUAAUGGAAUAGAACUAAAUAAGCUUGGUGCAUUCUUGGGAGUCGCUACAUUUGCUGAAGGAGAGGAAGUUUCAGAAUCUGAAUCUGAAGGGGAACAGGUAGAUGAAUUUACAGAAUGUUACAAGGAGGUGCGUGAAACACUGAUUAAGAUUGGAAAAGAAAAUCAGACCUUAAUAAAAGAGAAGCGUCGUCUUGAUGCACUUGUCAAGUCACUGCAGAUUGAAUUGAGUGAUACAAAGAAAAUCAAACAAGAAAAUGUAACAUUAAUGAAGGACAAGCAUAAUGUCUCUACAAGAACAAGAAAAUCUAACAGAGGUUUGGGAUAUAUUGGACAAGAAGGAUCUCAAACAGUGCAAAUCAAGUUUGUACCUGAAGGUGUUUCUCUACCAAAUCAAUACAAAUCUGAAAGUAAUACAACCAAACAUAUUGGUUGUUAUUUUUGUGGGAAGAAUGGUCACAUAAAAGCAUAUUGCUACAGAUUUAGAGAAAGAGUAAGUAGACUCAAAGAUCAAGGAAAAUUUUCAUGGAACAGAUUUCAUAAUCAAAUAUGGGUGAAGAAAUCUGAUCUGUAUCAGAUGGCAUCAAUGUGUAAGAGGAAGGAACAUCAGAUUAUUGAUGAUGGGAGUUCACCUCAUAUGACAAAAACCUGGAGCAAUCUACAAAGUGUUAAGAAAAGAGAAGGAAUUAUUGGAAUCAUUCUCAAGCAAAAGAAGAAACCUGAAACUGACUCUGAAACUGCAAAAGAACGUGAAUGUGUAAAAAAUCCUAAGUCUGCAUCAGAGAAUGCAACUGCAAUAGAGACUGCAGCUAGGACUGAAACUGUAAUUGAACCAACAAUUACAACAGAACCUGCAACAGAAGAUUGCAGCAAGGUAGAGAGUGUCAACUACACAAUGUUGUAUAAUAAAUGGCUUAAACUAACUGAGGAGAAUUCAGUGUUGACAAGGGAGAAACUCAAGUUAGAGGCUAAGGUUGCUGAAAUACAAAAAUAUGCCAUAGAGAAAGAAGAAGAAGCAUUACAAGCUAGAAUACAACUUGAAGAAACUCAAAAGAAUUUGAGAAUGCUUAAUAAUGGCACAAAACAGUUGGAUCAUAUUCUGAACAUUGGCAAAACUGAUCGAUAUGGUCUUGGAUUUAAAGGAAAUCUUUCAAAAUCAUAUCCAAUGUUUGUCUCUGCAAGUUAUUAG
Molecule: messenger RNA, 2202 nt
Organism: Camelina sativa (false flax)
Lineage: Eukaryota; Viridiplantae; Streptophyta; Magnoliopsida; Brassicales; Brassicaceae
Source: RefSeq, a predicted model, not a curated record